GAUAAAAAAGGUGUGUGUGUGAAGGUGGUCCCAGCCGACAGGAGGAUCUAUCAGCGACAGGUGCGACCGUCCUCCAUGUUGGCUAAAAGCAUCCUGGAAGGGUACCGCCCGGURCAGCCCGAUGCCUUCCUGCCAGCCAGCACGUCUCUUCCUCCUCCGCUCAGCGACCGCAUGAGGAAGAGGAGGGCCUUCGCCGACAAGGAGCUGGACUCCAUCAUGUUGGAGCGGGAGCUGCUGGAGAGCAGCCAGGCAGCCUCAGGUCCACUGCUGUUCCCCGGGGGUCUGGUCCACCACGCUGCCGAGUACAACUCCUACAAGACGGCCUUCUCCCCGGCAGCUCCGGUGGAGCCGCAGCCCAAAGAGCUCUGCAGCUUCCUGGCUCCGAGCCGUGUGGACCUGUACCCGUCCGGCCCGGCCAACGUGGAGCUGAUCUCGUCCAACGUCAGCGUGGCCACCACCUACCGCCACUACCCGCUGCAGCCGGCCCGAGGCGGCCUCGUCAUGUGGCCCCGCGGGCCCCCCAGCCUGGGGGACGCCCUGCUCUACCAGCAGUGCCUGUUCAACGCCACGGCCGUGCAGAACCUGAAGCCCGGCGCCAUCUGGGAGCCCAAAGCCYUGCCCGCCGAGAGCCAGCCUCCAGAGACGGAGACCUCCGCUGCCCUGGCUGCGAAAUUGGAGGGGUCCCGAGUGGCUGCCCUGCAGGACUCCUCAGACCUGCAGAGGCCUGACCCCAAACCCCCCAGUGUGUCCCAGGUGGGGCAGAAGGACAGCUCUGCCUUCUCUCCCCCCAGGAGGAGCUCAGGACAGUCGUCCUGCAGCAAACUGAGCCGAGACAAAGUGUCCUCCAAACUCAGCUCCUUCCACUCCCUGCUGCACAGCUCCCGGACUGACAGAGCCCCCCCAGGGUCCGCCUCAGACCUCACAGCCCCCUACUGCAAAGAGCUGCUCCAAGAGGCGGCCCGCAAGUUCAGGGAGGCCUCCACCAGGGACAGUCAGGGGUCAAAGGUCACAGACCGCUACAGCAAAGACUUCCUGAGCAAAGCUGGGAACAAGAUGGCGUCGGGCGAGUCGCUGUCCUUCUCUGUGGAGGCCAUCUUGAAACGCCCACCUCCUGCUGUGAGCCGGACCUUCCAGUCCUUCUGACCCUUCUCAUGUU
This is a messenger RNA of Austrofundulus limnaeus, 1156 nucleotides long. It is a transcript of the gene dmrt2a, whose product is annotated as doublesex and mab-3 related transcription factor 2a. Gene Ontology annotation, biological process: sex differentiation; regulation of transcription by RNA polymerase II. The record is from RefSeq and is a predicted model, not a curated record. Gene Ontology annotation, cellular component: nucleus. Gene Ontology annotation, molecular function: RNA polymerase II cis-regulatory region sequence-specific DNA binding; DNA-binding transcription factor activity, RNA polymerase II-specific. Lineage: Eukaryota; Metazoa; Chordata; Actinopteri; Cyprinodontiformes; Rivulidae.